UUCCCGCCAUUGUUAUCUUUUGGGGGAGACCAGAGGUUUUUGCUACAUGAGCAGAACUCACUGAAGUCUCAAACCCAUUUCUCUGUCUUGGUAGCUGUAUCUGAAACCAUUGCCUUGUCUGCGAGCUCUAAGGGUAUGGGAUGGGGAUUCAAGGGCUUUUACCGCUACUGAAAUCGAUUAUGGUGCCCAUUCACAUCAAGGAACUGGAGGGUUCUUGUGUGGCUAUUGAUACCUAUUCUUGGCUUCACAAAGGUGCUUUGUCUUGUAGCAAAGACCUCUGCAAAGGCUUACCCACCUCCAGGCACAUUGACUAUUGCAUGCAUAGAGUAAAUCUGCUGCGGCAUUAUGGUGUCAAACCUAUGCUUGUCUUUGAUGGAGGUCUUCUACCAAUGAAGAUUGAACAAGAGAACAAACGGGCCAGGGGGAGGAAGGAAAAUCUUGCCCGUGCUAUGGAGCAUGAGUCAAAUGGAAAUUCUUCUGCUGCUUAUGAGUGCUAUCAGAAAGCUGUUGACAUUUCACCUUCAAUUGCGCAUGAGUUAAUCCAGGUGUUAAAGCAGGAGAAUAUAAGUUAUGUUGUGGCUCCUUAUGAAGCAGAUGCUCAAAUGACCUUCUUGGCAGUCAGCAAACAAGUUGAUGCUGUUAUCACAGAGGACUCAGAUUUGAUACCAUUUGGAUGCCCCAGGAUUAUUUUUAAAAUGGACAAAUUUGGGCAAGCUGUUCAGUUUCAGCAUUCCAUGCUACAACAGAACAAGGAUUUGAGUUUUGCUGGAUUUACAAAGCAAAUGAUUCUUGAAAUGUGCAUUUUGAGUGGCUGUGACUAUCUGCAGUCAUUACCAGGAAUGGGACUGAAAAGGGCUCAUGCACUUAUAAAACGAUUUACAACAUACGACCAGGUGAUAAAGCACCUAAGAUACAGCAUUUCUUCGGUUCCACCUCUUUAUGAAGAAUCAUUCAAGAAAGCACUACUGACCUUUCAGCAUCAACGUGUUUACGAUACAAUUACCGAAAAAAUUGUUCAUUUGUCUGACAUUUCUGAGAAUCUUGAGGAUGAUGGGGAUUUCUUAGGGCCAAUGAUACCUCAAGAUAUAGCUAAAGGUAUAGCUGAAGGUGAUCUUGAUCCAUUCACCAAAAUGCCAUUUCAGGGUACUGCUAGUGCCAACACAACUUUCAAACUCAAGAAUUUUGAUCUUGGAAGUGUAAAGAAAAAGCUAGAUUUGCCUGUACAGAAGAAUCUUCUGACUCAGUACUUCUGCUUUGCUUCUGUUGAGGCGAAGAGAAAAUUUAGGGCUCCGCGUUUCUCCCCUAAUCAAUCCAGUCCAACUUGCAACUCUUCUCCCAAUUCCAACGAACAUGUUUCUGAGGGUGAUGAUUUCUCCGAAAAGAGCUGCUCGGAUACACCAUCGCCACUUCACUCUGAUAAUGUGGGCAAUCUUUCUCUCCCUGGUGCCCCAGUGGAUAAUGGUGUUGCCCCUGAAGUUCAAGAGCUUUUAGAAUCUCCAAAGCAUGACAUGGCGAACAAAACAAGUCCAGAAUAUACUUCAUUGCAGAAACCGAAACAUUCGAUCCAUAAACCUUGUCUAGCACAGCAAAAGGAACAUGAUUUUGGGAGUGUCCCCGAUGCAAUUGAGGGAAAGGUAAGAAAAGAGAACAGAAAAGUUAUUGUAAGGAGUUCAUAUUUUCAGCAUAAGUCAGAGGAUGAGAAUGAUCUAGAAAAUAAGCAAAACACUUUGAUAGAGGACAAUCCGGCGGCCUAUGUAGUUUCUGAGAGUGCUGUUGCCAAUGGCUACUCUAAUACUGCCAAUCUAUUGAAAAGAAGGGAACACACAAGUGAGAGUGUUCAAGAAGAAAAUGUAAACUCCAAGAAAAUGUGCAUUGCAACCGAUGAAGGAAAAUUUGGUUCCAACAUUUCCCAUUUAGCCAAAUAUUCAGACAUAGCAGAAAAAUCAAUGGAAAAGUUUGUUUCAAUCAUAUCCUCUUUCAAAUUCUCUUCUUCUGGCUCUCGUGCAAGUGGUCUCCGAGCUCCUUUAAAAGAUGCUCGAAAUACUUCCACCAACAGGUCAACGGUUGGUGUGGACUUAAACCAAUUUGCAUAUGUCCCAAAGAAACACAAGAGUUGAUAAGUUUCAUCCUCACGGCUCAACUUGGAGUGUUGUUGUAUUGCAAACUUUCUAUAAUGUCCAUCAAGUGUAAAGUCAAACAUCUUAAAGUCAACACUUUUGGUGACUGAUUACUCAAAGACUAAUUUUUGGAGUUCACAAAGGCCAUUUGGUCAAUCAUCUACUUAGGUGAUUUAAGGUGCUUCUCAACACACAUUGUAAGACUUCAAAAACGACAUUGAUUAAUUUUUUGGUGAAAAUAAUGUCCAUAGCUCUUUCUAAUGUUACUCCUCA
Molecule: messenger RNA, 2390 nt
Organism: Humulus lupulus (European hop)
Lineage: Eukaryota; Viridiplantae; Streptophyta; Magnoliopsida; Rosales; Cannabaceae
Product: exonuclease 1
Exons: 14
Coding region: 141-2117 (658 amino acids)
Molecular function (GO): 5'-flap endonuclease activity; 5'-3' DNA exonuclease activity; metal ion binding
Source: RefSeq, a predicted model, not a curated record